GGCAAACGUCCAGUCAGAUUUGAAAUGACACGAUCGCAAAAACGACCAUCUAGGGGUCAGUUAAUGUGUUCCAACUAUCUAAUUGCCGUCUUCUAACAUUUCCUUUUGUUCAAUAAACAGGGUUAUCAUCUUAAACUACGAUUCCAUUAGCACAUAUUGUUGAUAAAACAUGAAGCUAAAAGUUGGAAACUAAAACUAAACUUAAACUACGCAAGUUAUGCUAUUUUGCUCGUGCUUACAAAAAUACCGAGCACUGGCCAAAGCACCCUCGUAGGGUAUGUCGAUGUACGGAUGCAUAACACCCUGCCCAGCAGUCAGCAAACGCAUCAAAGACAGAGAUAGAAGAUGUCCCGAUCUCAUGAUAUACAGAACCACAGUGGUCUAGCCAGCCUGGUACAGUAUACUGCACGCCAUCAACCAACCACAACCAGUCAAUGGGAUCUGGAAUGCUAUAUAUGCUCAAAUUAUGUUUCCAAAGUAUCACUCUAAUCUGUACCUUCAGACGAGAUCCAAGUACCAACUUCAGACGCUCAAAAUGCUUAGCAAGUAUCUUUUCUUGGCGGUCAGCUUGACCUUGGCUAGAGCUGCUCCGGCCCCUGAGGCCACAGCCGAGGCCACGGCUGAGGCUGAUGCUCAAGCCGGAGUGUUUGAUGAAGUGUACGCACCUUAUGCCGCUCACGGCCAUGGCCAUGGUCACGGAUACGGUUAUCCCGCUUAUGGAUAUGGUUAUGACUAUGCUCCCAGCUACAACUACGGACACGGCCAUACCUACGAUAAGCAAUACGGAUACGGACAUGAUGUCACUUACGGUUACGGACACGACUACGUGGCUCCUCAUUACUCUGAUUACGGUCAUGACCACCAAUACGGAUACGGCCAUUACGAGCCCAGCUACGGACAUCACCACGGCAAUAACUACGACAAGUACGGCUACUCUCCCUAUGAAGGAUAUGGCUAUGCUUACGGCAAACACCACUGAAGAACAUAACUUAACCGUAACUUAUUGCCUUUCUCUCAUUUCUAAAUAUACAAUGAGCGAAAUUACCGUUGCAGCAUUCAAA
This is a messenger RNA of Tigriopus californicus, 1061 nucleotides long. Its product is annotated as zinc transporter 7-A-like. The transcript is spliced from 2 exons. Bases 467 to 979 code for a protein of 170 amino acids. The record is from RefSeq and is a predicted model, not a curated record. NCBI's taxonomy places the organism in Eukaryota, Metazoa, Arthropoda, Copepoda, Harpacticoida, Harpacticidae.